AUGGACAGGAGGACAAACUUUGGGGACGUUUUUCAUAAAACUCUGAGCGUCUCGGCUAAAAAGAUGGACUCGUUGCGCGCUCCGGGGUCCGAGCCGCCGUGCAGAGAGCGACAGUCGCCGCUCGGUGCUUUCGAUCCGCCCGAUUCGGACCCGCUUCAGGCUGUCGGAGGAGGAGCAGGAGGAGGAGGAGUAGUGGGGUCCCUCGGCCUGCCUGGUGGAUCCAUGCGGGCGCCGUAUGGCGUUGGAGGUGAAGGUGCGAGCGGACAGAGCAGCGGAGGAGAGCAGAGCCCGGAUGACGACAGCGACGGCCGGUGCGAGAUGAUGCUCCUGGCGACGGCUCGAGACGCGAGGACGACUUCUGCAGCGGCGGGUGGGUCGAGCGCAAAGUGCGAAACCGGGAAGAAGAACCGGGAGCAGAAGAUGCUGCGGCUCAACAUCAACGCGCGCGAGCGGAGACGGAUGCACGACCUGAACGACGCACUGGAUGAGUUGCGGGCGGUCAUCCCUUACGCGCACAGCCCGUCCGUGCGCAAGCUCUCCAAGAUCGCCACGCUGCUGCUCGCCAAGAACUACAUCCUCAUGCAGGCGCAGGCGCUCGAGGAGAUGAGACGGCUCGUGGCGUACCUCAACCAGGGCCAGGCCGUGUCGCUUGCACCGAGCCUGAGCGCGUACGAGCAGCCGCCCGCGUACCCCGCCUUCCCCACCGGAGCCGCCGCGGCCUCCUCGUGCCCCGACAAAUGUGCCCUUUUCAACAGCGUCACCUCCAGCCUGUGUAAACAGUGUACCGACAAGCCUUAA
Molecule: messenger RNA, 798 nt
Organism: Neoarius graeffei (lesser salmon catfish)
Lineage: Eukaryota; Metazoa; Chordata; Actinopteri; Siluriformes; Ariidae
Gene: bhlhe22
Product: basic helix-loop-helix family, member e22
Exons: 1
Coding region: 1-798 (265 amino acids)
Molecular function (GO): protein dimerization activity
Source: RefSeq, a predicted model, not a curated record